AUGCUACGCCUCCUGCUCUGCGUGGUUAUCUGCCUACAAUACGUCACAGCAGUCGAUACUACCGUCGACCUCGGGUACGCCAAGUAUCUUGGUAAAGACAUUGGGAAUGGCAUUUUGCGAUGGGCAGGCAUGCGAUAUGCACGAAGAGUCUCACGCGUGGAUGGGUUACGAUUCACUGCUCCGCAAGACCCCAUCAGUGAAGGAAGAGUCAUGAAUGCAACUGAGUUUGGAGCCUUAUGUAUUGGCUCCACCAGUGACGUCUCGUCUGAAUUCGGCGGCAAAUGGUCAGAAGACUGUCUGUUUAUCAACGUCUUUGCGCCUGCGAAAGCUACCAACGAGAGUCUGCUGCCAGUUUACUUCUUCAUCCAGGGCGGUGGCUUCAACGUCAAUGGCAACGCGAACUACGACGGGGCGGAUCUGAUUGAUGCCGCAGAUGAUAACAUGGUGAUUGUCAAUUUCAACUACCGAGUCGGACCGUAUGGGUUUCUGGCGAGCAAAGAGAUUGCUGCGAAUGAGACUCUCAGUCUGAACAACGGGUUGAGGGAUCAGAGACACGCUAUGAAAUGGGUGCAAAAGUACAUCAAGGAGUUUGGCGGUAACCCAGACCACGUCACUCUUGGAGGAGCCAGUGCCGGUGGAGGCUCAGUCGUCUUACAGCUUACAGCAUACGGCGGCCGCAACGACAGCCUGUUCCAUGCAGCAGCAACAGAGUCCGCUGCAUUCCCGCCUCUUCGCAACGUCACAAACAGUCAAUGGCAGUACGACGCUCUACUUAAGCAGUCCGGCUGUGCAGACCUGGCGUGUCUCACAUCUCUCGACGCUGUCUCCUUCCAGAGUGCAGUCCUGAGUUUGAAGCUGCCCUUCCCUGGUGGAACGAACCCGCCAAUCUACUUCUGGAAUCCGACACUCGACUACGACUUUAUCCGAAACUAUACGUACGACGAGCUCGCAGCCGGCAACUUUGUCAAAGUCCCCACCAUCUUUGGCGACUCGACCAACGAGGGAAUCAACUUUACACCACAGACCAUCACAUCACUGACUUAUGCGAAAGAAUUUGUCGUCGACCAAUUCCCCAGCAUCGAAUGGACCCGAAUCCGUAAUGUAUGGGCUACAGCCGAUGUUUCCUUCAAAGAUAUGUACUGGAGACAAUUUGCAUCCGACAUCUUCGGGCACGUCCGCUAUAUCUGUCCCAACAUCAAAAUCUCCUCCGAGUACGUGCUCCAUAGCACAGCCCCUACCUGGCUGUAUCGCUGGGAUGUCGGUGCGGCUUCGCACGUCGGAGAGCUUAUGCCGAUCUGGCACAAUGCGUCGUCCGCUGCGGGAGUCUUCGUUCAAGCGUAUUGGGCCUCGUUCAUCCGGAGCUAUGAUCCGAAUACCUACACAGCAGAAUUUCUCGCGGCAAAGGGACAAGAGAUAGACAACCCUGACUGGCAGACAGCUGGUACUGGAAUAAGGAUGCGGUUUGAUGACUUGAACCAAGUGACAAUGGAAACCGUCAGUCAGGAUGAACUGGAUAAGUGUGACAUCGUCACCCAGAUGGGUGUUCAGUUGGAACGAUCGGUGGUGUCGUCUGAUUCCUCAUCCCUCACACCGUCUACCUAUAUGGCUGUUGGGGUUGUGAUCUUGGAACUUGUGCAGUGGUUCUAUCCAUGA
This is a messenger RNA of Dothidotthia symphoricarpi CBS 119687, 1653 nucleotides long. Its product is annotated as triacylglycerol lipase-like protein. Lineage: Eukaryota; Fungi; Ascomycota; Dothideomycetes; Pleosporales; Dothidotthiaceae. The transcript has 3 exons. Bases 1 to 1653 code for a protein of 550 amino acids. The record is from RefSeq and is a predicted model, not a curated record.